GAGCUGUGUUUGCAUUUGCAAGGCUUAGAGACAGUGCGAGAGAGAUAUUUCAACCCCUUUCAAGGUUUUGAACUACGUGACUUUUUGGUCUUCUUCCGAUGCCACGCGGGAAGGGCUACCGUCGUUCUCAGGCUGCCAAGAGGAGAUGGGCAGGUGAACGACCAUUGGAUGUGGACUUUCUGCCACCAAGUCCUGAGUUUGUUCCACGCCGUGGUACAGGGAAACGUCGUCGUGUGAAAGAGUGGGACAGGUCGGUGUCUGGAAAGCAACACAAGCUGGUGGUUCCUGCUCAUUCUCCCGAGAAGAAGUUCGUCCUUCUCGUGGGGGAUUCACAUCUGCGUCCCUUUGCUGAUGGAACUGUCGGGCUUUCGAAGGGAAACCUUUCCUUUGGCAUCAUGUCGACCCCAGGGGCGAGCGCGUGUCAUCUGAGGGCCGAGCUGAUCCAUGCAGUGCUGCCGAGGACACCUGACGCAGUGUGCAUCUUGGCCCCCGGCAACAACCUGACGACCAGCAGUACCCACGAGGUGGCCGGAGAAGAGUUCCGGGAGCUUUUGCUCAGUGCUUGUCAGCGUUGUGCAAAUGUGUUUGUGGUGGACUUUGUUCCACGUCUGACCGUUGCACCAGAACUGCAGGAGCACAUGAGCCGGGAGUUUCAUUCUGUGGCGCAGAAAAUGGGUAUCGCAUACUACUCCACGUUUGAACAUUUCCCGUUCAGUCAGCUGGAUCUGUGGGUCCGAGAUAGUGUUCACUUGAGCGACGACGAUGGCAUGGAGAUUCUUUCCAAGGUGCUGUGGGACGCUGCCUACAAGCAACUGGAGGUGCCAGCACCAAAGGCGAAGGAGGCUCCCAGAACACCGUCCCCAGUUCCAAGGACCCCUCCAAGGUUGCUCGUGAAGGAAGAGGUCUUCGCUGCUCCCCCCUUCGUCUCCCCCCCAGACCCGUAUGUCUGGAUGGAAAUGGUGAAGGGCAAGAAGAGGAUCCAAUCUGAGGGACAGCUCUGUAGUCCAUCAAAACGGCGCGUGGUUCGGCAUCAGGUGGAUGGAUGUCCAAUUGUGCUGAAGGAGUGUUUCAUCCCACUGAAUCCUGUCCUGUUCAGCACUUCCAUGUUGGCUGCAAUGGAUGCUGUGGUUCCAGCACAACUUCCGAGCCCUGACAGCCCAGCUGUUCCACAAGACGCAACGACACCAAGCGUGGAGCCAAGAGUGAAGCGUGUCGCCUGCAAGAGGAGACUUGCAAUGUGCCAGGUCAAGGCGUCACCCAGUGUUGAGGAGGCGUCUCCCAGGCCGACAUCUGCCAAUGUUGUGGUUGGAGAGGAGGAGGUGGAUGCAACUCCAAGUGCUGUGACCGUGUCCUCAGAGCCAUCAUCUACCACUGCUGUGGAAGAGGUUGCAACGGAGGAGGGGGAUGCAACUCCAGGUGCUGUGACUGUGUCCUCAGAACCAUCAUCUACCACUGCUGUGGAAGAGGUUGUGGAGGAGGAGGUCAGCAGGUCAGGUCCUCCUAUCCAGCGCCCAUCAAGAUUCAUCAAAAGUAAGGUUGAUGCUAUCCCUCCCUCUUGCAGAGAUAUUGAUGAGAUCUGUUUCGAAGGCAAGAAGUUGGCUAGUUUUGUAGCUCAAUCAAAUAGGAGUAGUGGCUUUGACAAUGACCUAUGUGAGUUCGUUAAACAGCACAGUGUUUUUGGCAGGAAGUGCAAUGUAGCUAUUGGUUCGACAGUCUACAGAGGUUUCCACUUGGACGAGUCUGUGUUACUUGAAAAACUACAGGAACCUUUGUUGACUGAUGGAAUGUGUCUCUUGAACCUCCACGGUGCCGUGAGUGCUGUCAUUGAGCACAAUGGUUACUUUGUGGUAGUUGAUUGUGGUACUUGUGAUGCAUCUGGUUUGGCAUCUAAUAUCGGCAGGUCUGUAGCUGUUUUUAACACAACGCUGCGUGACCUGAUAGUGCAUAUCCAAGAUCUUAAGAGGUCUUUGGGUGCAGAGUGGUGUCUCAUUAGCAGGUUGUCUGUGAAGGCAGAUUCUGACAUUGACAGUGCUACAUUGCUGACAGAUGUAGCUGUUGAUGGCACAGUUGCAACUGCAGCUGUAGUCGAGGGUGGCAGUCCGCAGAGUAGUGCAAGUUCUGUCAGGGGAUCUUUCCAUCAGGCAGAUUCUCGGUUUCAACACGCUGGAGUUCAGUGUAUGGCUAUCAGUUUGGUAGCUGUAGCAAAACACUCAAUUGAAAGUGUGUUUUCGUGGCAGGCUGGCAAUCUGGACAAGGUUGUUGUUUUGGGGGAUAAUCUUUACAAUACGUUGAGGGACAGCAAUGUCACCAGUGAGGUUUCGAAACUGCUUAGUGUUCCUGAUUUGCCCAAACAGGCUGUUAUCGAUGGACAAACGUUUGACUUUGAGUAUGAGGAUUGCGUUUCUGGAUUUGUUAAUGAAGUGACAAGUGAUCUGAUUAAAGCUGGUGUAACGACCAGUCUCAGAUCUGGAUUAGAGAAGAUGUUUAGUGAAUAUGACACAUGUUUUCUGACAUUGGGUGGAAAUACAUGCGCAGUCAUCAGUCAAGGUGGUCGUUUUGCUGUGGUUGAUUCGCAUGCGCGCAGUGCAGAUGGGAUGGUGGAUGGGGAAGGGAAAAGUGUUGUUGUGCGUUUCACUUGCCUUGAUGAUGUUUUUGAGCACAUGUGCAAAUAUGCAACAGCAUUUAAACAUCCCAAACAGUUUGAGAUUGCUAGUGUUUGUGUGAUCCCCAGAUGUCCUGUUCCACCCGUUAAUUCAUUAUCCAGUCCAAAGGUACUAGUAGAAAGCAGGGGAAGUCAGUCGGUCUGUGGUUUACCUGUUCAGCCAACAGUUGGCUGCACAAGUAUUAAGCGCAAAAGAUCAAGCAGUGGGUUUUCAUCAAAGAAGGCAAAAAACAGUCAUUAUGCUGCAGUUGAUUCAGAUGUUGUUUUUGUAGCUGAUGUUGUGAGUGAAGGGCUCCAGAGAAAAUAG
This is a messenger RNA of Dicentrarchus labrax (European seabass), 2969 nucleotides long. RefSeq lists its product as uncharacterized. The record is from RefSeq and is a predicted model, not a curated record. NCBI's taxonomy places the organism in Eukaryota, Metazoa, Chordata, Actinopteri, Moronidae. The coding region runs from base 99 to 2969 and encodes 956 amino acids. The transcript has 15 exons.